Carassius auratus (goldfish) is the source of this 1103-nucleotide messenger RNA. RefSeq names its product tumor protein D53-like. The coding region runs from base 37 to 579 and encodes 180 amino acids. Gene Ontology annotation, biological process: positive regulation of apoptotic signaling pathway; positive regulation of MAP kinase activity. NCBI's taxonomy places the organism in Eukaryota, Metazoa, Chordata, Actinopteri, Cypriniformes, Cyprinidae. The record is from RefSeq and is a predicted model, not a curated record. The transcript has 6 exons. Gene Ontology annotation, cellular component: cytoplasm.
UUGGACAAAGAGCCUUUAAAGGAAGUGGAUGAGGACAUGGUAUCAGAGGUGGAUCUCAACAACACUGUCACAGAAGAGGAGCGAGAAGAAAUGGAGAAUGAACUGACUAAGUUAGAAGAAGAAAUCACAACUUUAAAACAAGUCCUGGCCUCCAAAGAAAAGCGUCACUUGGAGCUGAAACAGAAACUUGGGAUCACACCCCUGUGUGAACUCCGACAGAACUUCUCCAAGAGCUGGUACGACAUGCAGACCAGCACUGCAUACAAAAAGACGUCGGAGACCCUGUCUACGGCAGGACAGCGGACCUCAGCGGCCUUCAGUAACCUGGGCAAUGCCAUCAGCAGGAAAUUCGGGGAUAUAAGCUAUUCUAUACGGCAUUCAAUGAGCUUGCCUACAAUGAGGAACUCGCCUAGUUUCAAGUCCUUUGAGGAGAAAGUCGAAAGCACAGUUUCAAACAUUAAGUCUAAAGUUGGAGGAACUGGAGGUGCGGGCAGUUUUGAAGAGGUCCUGUCUUCAGCGGCCCAAGCCAGCUCCCAGGACACCCCUACUAAUAACAUGACCGAGAACAAUGAAUGCUAAGGGUUUAAAUGGUCUACCAGUGAAACAUUGAUGACCCUUAAUGGUUUGGAGAGCACUGUGAAAAACUUGUUGGUGCAUUGUCUGUGCAAAAUAUUUCUUAACUUUUGCAUUUAAGAAAAACAACCAACUGGAGAAUGUUUAUUCUUUAAGUUCUUUUCAAAAUAUGUAUAUUUUUCGAGGAGACUGUCUUUGGAUUUAGUCCUGCAUUACUUUAUUAUUUAAACUAACUCAACAUUGUUUAACUGUAACAAAGCUUGAUACAUUUCCAAAAAUAAUGGCUGCGUAUACAAUCCUAAGAGAAGUACUUAAAAGAAUGUUUUACAAAAUGGAUGUUAGACUUUGUUUUCCUGAAUGUUAAUGCUUUUAUUCUUGCUGCAUGCCUAUAACUUCAGCACAUAUUUGCUGAUAACAGAUGCAAACAACUAAUUUAAAAAAGUGGAUUUACAUUUCACUGCAAUUUAUUAGCUUUUCUGAUAUGCCUGAUUUUAAAUGUAAUGUAUUGGAAACCAUAAUUGUCACUGGCC